AUGCCGUGCCUUGCGGUGCCUCUGCCUUUCCCAGAGGCUCGCCACAAGACCCGGUACAUCAGAGGAGCUACCCAACACCGACACCAGGUGCCUCCCCCAGAGCUCCUCCAGAUCCACGCAGAUUUGAUGGCAAGGCUCUGCUACAUGCACCCUAGCUUGAGUAUUGAAGACAGGGACGUGAACAAGGCCGUCAUGAUGUCCAUGAUCCACGACCUCGACCAGGUCAUAGCCAACAAAAAGGACUGGGGAGAGAGAGAGAUCAUCGCCUACCUCGAAACCCGUCUCAAAUCUACGAAUCCCGCGUUGGCCCAAGCCCUCUUCAAUCUUUGGAAAGAGUAUGGUGCCAACGAGACAUGCCUUGCCAAGUUUUCCCGCGAGAUUGCAGACCUCGCACGCUUCCACCGAGCCUUCACGCACGAGAAGAGAGCCCAAAGGAUCUUCCCCUUCCCCUACAUCGAGCGGCUUCGCCUCGCCAUCGACAGCGAAUGGUUUCAAGUGAUGGCCGACUCCAUCCUCAAAGCCCGGAUUGUCGUCAAGGAAAUCCACAACUCAGGGCCCAUCUUCUUCGUCUUUGGCGGCCCAGGUUCCGGGAAAACCUUUGUUUGCGAGCAGAUGGCGGCGGCCCACGGCUUUAAACAUAUCUCACUGGCUGCGCUAAUUGAGGAGGAGGCCCACAGCCCCAGCUCAGCCCACCGUAGCUUCAUCAACACCUCUCGCAGCCAGGGUUCCUCGAUGCCGAUGUCCUUCUCCAUCAGCCUACUCAAACACAAGAUCCGUCGGAUGUAUGGCCCAGGUAUUCUCAUCGACGGGUUUCCCGAGACCCUUGGCGAGUUGCGAGAAUUCGAGCAACAGGUCUGA
Messenger RNA from Clonostachys solani, 858 nucleotides. The record is from the annotation of a GenBank genome assembly. Lineage: Eukaryota; Fungi; Ascomycota; Sordariomycetes; Hypocreales; Bionectriaceae.